Molecule: messenger RNA, 589 nt
Organism: Hibiscus syriacus
Lineage: Eukaryota; Viridiplantae; Streptophyta; Magnoliopsida; Malvales; Malvaceae
Exons: 5
Coding region: 23-565 (180 amino acids)
Source: RefSeq, a predicted model, not a curated record
GAUCCAAGGUUUUAAAAGAAGCAUGUCUGCAGGGGUUUGUGGGAAAAGGGUGGGAUUUGAAGAACUAUUCGGAUCCUCACCCAAGAGAUUCAGGUGUUCCAGUUCGGAUCCUGGGUCCAGACCCGAUGACCCGGUUUCAACUUUCUCUGCUUUGGAUACUGAGUUAAUAACAUCCGUUGUCCGAAACCACGACAGUAAGAAUGAAGAUGUUAAGGAGAGUUCGAAUGCAUUUUCUUCCGAUACCCAAGAACGAAAUAAACAACAUAAUUUUGAUCAUGUGAGAACUGGAAAUUGUACCGAUGAUACUGCUACAUGUAGCCAAAUCUCUGGCUACGAUGUUGAGUAUAACGGAAAUGCAGUUGAUUCUCCCAAGUGGGCGGAUUUGUUUGUGCAAGAGAUGUCGGGUACAGCGAAUAUAGACGAUGCUAAAGCCCGUGCUGCUAGGAUUUUAGAAGCCUUUGAAGGAAGUGUUGUUGCCAAUGAAAGGGCUGCUGAAGAGAUAGAACAUUUGCGGAGCUUGUUGGAUAACAAUCAAAUUCUGCGGAGAGUUGUUGCUUCGGAAUGAAUGCAACGUCGAGCAAGAAGGAAA